AUGUCCCCCGUCGUGCUCGAAUCUCCAGCAUUGAAUUUGCACAACACCAACAUGUCUACCAUGGCACGGAUACAGCAGCAGUUCACACAGAAUGGCGGUGCUACGUCAGAGGCCGGUCCCGGCCAGAGUAGCAGCAGUCCAAACGGCCAGAGUGGCCAAGAAGAGUUCAACUUCUCCGCGAAUGUCAUUACACCGUCGCGCACGAGCUGCUCCAACUGCGGUGUCACCGACAGCCCUCUAUGGAGGCGCGAUCCCUCAGGAAACACCGUCUGCAAUGCGUGUGACCCUGCCUGUCAGUUCUGCUUUGGGUGUUAG
Psilocybe cubensis is the source of this 315-nucleotide messenger RNA. RefSeq lists its product as uncharacterized. The coding region runs from base 1 to 315 and encodes 104 amino acids. The record is from RefSeq and is a predicted model, not a curated record. NCBI's taxonomy places the organism in Eukaryota, Fungi, Basidiomycota, Agaricomycetes, Agaricales, Agrocybaceae. The transcript is spliced from 3 exons. Gene Ontology annotation, biological process: regulation of DNA-templated transcription. Gene Ontology annotation, molecular function: sequence-specific DNA binding; zinc ion binding.